GCAGCCGCUGCAGGACCGCGCAACAAUGCUUAGGAUUUUUUAAUUUGAAUUGCAUGCAGAACAGCACAGCUUCUCAGCCACAUCUGUUAGAGCCAUGUUGCUGCUUAUUGCUAAGAGAUGGUGGAGAGCGAAGCACACAUGUCACCUUACUGACGUCACCCAGCAGGCUAAUUGAGGACACUUGAGCUGGGUGGGGAGGGUGGAGCAGUGUACAGUAUAUAUACCCAGCAAAGCUUUGCAGCAUUACUUUUUUUUUAAUAUGACAUAAGAUGAAUGAUAAGGGAAUGCAGCCAAUUUGAUGACUGAUGUAGGUAUAACCACUCCCUUUCCAUUGAAUCAGGGUGUGGUACAGUGAAAGGGUUCAUAAUUUGGAAGGUAUUCAAUAACAAAAUGCAGCAUGUUAAGAUCUGAUGUGGAAUUCAACAGGGAGAAAGAUUGAGGCAAACAGCUGAAAAACAUUACCAUACUUUUUACAUUAUCAUUAUUAAAGUUUCAGAACCAAAGUACACAUUGAUAUUUUUCAAAAACCAAGCUGAGGAAUUGAUUUCUUCAUCUGCAUCCAUGAGACUAUAACAGUAGUUUAUUAUUACUCAGUUGGGGGGAAUGAACUACAUUUCCCAUGAUUCCACAGACCGGAAGCAGCAGCACACGGCGGAAGCAUGAAAAGAGUAAGCCGGCAGCUGUGUGAGGAUGGACCACUGCUGGAGGAGCAGGAGACGGAGGGCCAGAGGCAGCUCCACAACCUCCUGCUGCAGCAGCUCCACACUGACGUCGACAUUGAUGGAUGUGUCGCCAAGAGGAAGUGCUUCGCCCCGGCGUCGCUUUAUCGGCCGUUCGGGGAGCAAGCAGCCGGAGUGAGGAGCCUCUCCCAGUUCCAGGCCCUGCAGGACGGGGAGAAGGAGCUGGCCAGCCUGCGGGAGCUGGGCCUCACCGACACGGAGAUCCAGCUGUGGCAGCGCCGGGACGAAUCGCAGGCGGCAGAGAAGGCCCGCGGUGUGUGUGCGGCUCCCGCAGCGAAGCAGCAGCGCCUGCAGGUGAUCACGGAUAAGAUGGAGGCCCGGGAGGAGCUGCUGUCCCGCCCACAGCGCUUCGCCUCUAGCUGCCCGCUGUCCCGCCGGGAGAUGGAGAUCGAACAGGCGCUCUUCCAGGGAACCGACCGCCUGGGCUUCCUCGCUGCGCUCUACCACAGAGAUGAAGAUAACCCAGAUAGCCAGCAGGGGGCGCCGCCCUCCGACCCGAUGGACUCUCUCUACAGAGACUUCCUCGGCAAGACGAAAAAACAAGCUUCACCACAGGAGAGAGAAACAGCCGGAACAUCACACCUGUCUACACACAGACACACACCUGACCAAUCACAGGACUCACACAGAGACGACAGCCAAUCACAGGACUCACACAGAGACAACAACCAAUCACAAGAAGCCUCUAACCAUCAUUUACAACCCCAGGCUGAUGAAAGUGGAUCAGUUCAGUCGGAGUGGAGAUCAGAGCCCGCGGAGCAGCAUCUGGCUCAGGACUCGCCAGCAGCUGCUUCACCACGGAUAAACAUCAGCCAGCCAAUUGGCAGUCUGUGCGGAGUGGCGAAGGCGAGGCCGGGGGGGCCGCUGACUGUCAGCGGGGAGAUCGAGACCAUCUCAGAGGAAGAGAUCCUGAGGAACCGUGAAUCUGAAGAGGGGAUCCGGAGCAUCCCGAGGUUCAGGAACUACCAGCCGGGGAAACCCUCUAAGGUUUUGUGUGUGAAGAACUUGAGUGCUCAGGCGUCGGUGGCCCAGCUGGUGGCGCUGUUCUCCGGGUACGAGCGUGAGAGCGCCCCCCCGCUGCUUUACCGCCUGCUGACGGGACGGAUGAAGGGCCAGGCCUUCAUCACGCUGCCAGACACUGAAACGGCCCAAAAGGCUUUGCAGUCGGUCCAUGGAUACCGGUUGCUAGGGAAACCUUUGGUGGUUGAGUUUGGCCGUGAGCGACAGGAAGACGAGAAACAGAAGGAGAAGCAGGAGGAGAGGAAAUAAAAAAAUAAAUAGAAAAUCAGCCUGGAUCCUCCUGAACCUCAGGGUGGAGACGGAUGUGUUUUAUUAAGUUAUUAUGGUCUUUUCAUUUGAGUAAAAAUUAAACCAAGCCUCGUUUUUUUCAUGAGUUUUCUGGAGCUGAACUUUGUUUUGUAAAUUUGGUGCUGAAGGAAAAACCAAAAGCUACCAAAAGAUGUUUAUAUAUUUAUAAUCUUGGAGACAGAAAAUCUUUGUUAUUUAUAUAUAUUUGUAUUUAUAUAUAUUUGCUGCUUAUCUGCCAACAAUUCAGGUUAUAAUUGUUUGUUUUUUUUAGCUUUUACUCAAAAAGCGGUCCGUCAUCUUGUCUUAUAUCUGGUGUGUAUCCACUGAACCCUCUGACCUCUUUCUAAUCAGUAACAUCAUGCAUGAACAUGAGGGACGUAUACAGCCUGUGAUAUCAUUUAGACAUGUGCUCAGGUUUUCUUUUCGAGACUCCUUAUAGUUUUUGUUUCUGCAUGUCACCCAAUGUUCUGCUUAUUGACAGCUGUUUGACUCAGUGUUGAGCUUCUCUCGGACACUAGAGGGAGGCAUUGAGCCGAUUCAGGUCGCUCUGCUUUUAAAAGAGUGAAGGAAUGCUGGAAGUUGUGAAUAUUGUCAAAUAAUAUCCAGGAAACCAAACAUGAUGGGGGUGUUGAUAAGGACAGGGCUCUGGUAGGCUAAUAACCCUAACCCACAAAACGUACUUCCAUACGUUAAGAGACUCUCUGCUAGGGAUCAUCUGCUGCACGUCGGAGUGUGUGUGUGUGUGUGUGUGUGUGUGUGUGUGUGUGUGUGUGUGUGUGUGUGUGUGUGUGUGUGUGUGUGUGUGUGUGUGUGUGUGUGUGUGUGUGUGUGUGUGUGUGUGUGUGUGUGUGUGUGUGUGUGUGUGUGUGUGUGUGUGUGUGUGUGUGUGUGUGUGUGUGUGUAUACAGUCCACUUAUCUCUGGUGUUCUCUCGGUCAGAUGUGUGUUGGUUGAGAGGGUUCAGUUUCUCACCAGAUUCCAGUUGCAGGUAUUUUAGGUUUGAAAAACAUUGCUGGAUUUCCAAACAUGUGAUCUCUCUGAUUUUGUAUUUGCUUUUUGUAUCUGGUAAAAACACUCACACGUUGAAGAUGAACUGGUGCCUUUGAUGCACAAUAUAUAUUUCUUAUACCUGCUCGUCACGACCCAUGCCUUGUCAUUUAAAGACAGUUAUUAUAUAUAUAUUAGUGUAUUUGCCUCUGUGACAGUAAUGCACAUAAAGAGUAGACGAAGCCUAAUCUGCUGCUCCUGUGAUCACACCUCCCUGCUCCUCUCAGCCCCACUGCACGGUUCCCACAGACCUGAGCCACAGAUAGCUCAUUAAAAGUGAAAUCAUGCACUUCUUGAGCGCCACCUCUCCAGCCCCAGACCUGGAACAUGUUAUCUCGGCUGUGUGACAGCAGGCCGACCUCGGUAAACAGCGCUCUGCUCUCACGACCCUCCCGAGAGUCAAACUGCGUUAGUAUCGAUCAGACUGGACUUGUUGCUUCAGGGUUUGUUUGUCUCGAGCUUUGUGUUUGCCUUCAGUUCAGGGCUGUGAUCUGUUCCUCAUUCUGCACGGUAAAAACACGGUUAGAAACUCUCCUCUGACAGCCGCACUCUGUAUUUAUUAACAGCUGCUCCAUUACAAAGCCUUAACGGGACACUCAGAGGAUGGUUAUACUCUAAAGCUGGGUUUUAAAGGCACUCACAGAAACAUUUUGUGUACAAUACCCACCAAAGUGUCUGUAAAUAAACAUGUUCUAACAUUUUUUCUC
Messenger RNA from Eleginops maclovinus (Patagonian blennie), 3801 nucleotides. It is a transcript of the gene rbm41, whose product is annotated as RNA binding motif protein 41. Gene Ontology annotation, molecular function: pre-mRNA intronic binding; U12 snRNA binding. The record is from RefSeq and is a predicted model, not a curated record. Gene Ontology annotation, cellular component: U12-type spliceosomal complex. The transcript is spliced from 7 exons. Gene Ontology annotation, biological process: mRNA splicing, via spliceosome. Lineage: Eukaryota; Metazoa; Chordata; Actinopteri; Perciformes; Eleginopidae. The coding region runs from base 660 to 2009 and encodes 449 amino acids.